Molecule: messenger RNA, 2593 nt
Organism: Cervus elaphus (red deer)
Lineage: Eukaryota; Metazoa; Chordata; Mammalia; Artiodactyla; Cervidae
Gene: SLAIN2
Product: SLAIN motif family member 2
Exons: 8
Coding region: 403-2151 (582 amino acids)
Biological process (GO): cytoplasmic microtubule organization; positive regulation of microtubule polymerization; microtubule nucleation
Cellular component (GO): microtubule plus-end
Source: RefSeq, a predicted model, not a curated record
CCACACGGCCCCACCCCACCACCCUCGCCCAUGGCCACGCCCCUCCGCGAGGUCUGAGCUGGGUUCCUAGCGCCGGUCGGCGGCCGGUCCACCCACGACGCUCUGAGGUCACCCACUGGGCCGGGCUGAGGGGGGCGGAGGGACGGAGGGAAGAUGGCUGCCGAGGCCGGAUAUUGGCGCCGCCUCCCCCAAUCCUGGAGCCGGCGCAGAUGAGGCGGCUCGGCUGGGUCCGGCGACGCUUGGGAACCGGAGCAGGAGGGACACUGGCGGUGGGGCCUGGCCCUGCUAUAUGCCGGCGCCUCGGCUAGAGUGAGCGGCGGCGGCAGCGCCUCUUUCCGCCGGCUCUUUCCCUGUCGCUGUGAGUCCGAACGGGUGGCGGGCGGCAGAGGCAGCGGGGCCGGGAUGGAGGACGUUAACUCCGACGUGAACGCGGACCAGGAGGUGCGGAAGCUGCAGGAGCUGGUGAAGAUGCUGGAGAAGCAGAACGAGCAGCUGAGGAGCCGCUCCGGGGCCGUGCAGGGCGCCGCCUCCUUCGGGCCCGGCAGCCCAGUUCGGGCCGGCGCGUCCACUCCCUCCUCCGGCACGGCGUCUCCUCGGGGCUUCCCCUUGGGCCUCAGCGCCAAAUCGGGCAGCGGGGCCGGGUCGGGCCCGAGGCGAACGAGUAGCGAGGAGCUGCGGGACGCCACCUCCUUGCUGGCAGCGGGCGAGGGCGGUUUGCUGGACGAGGUGGAGCCGCUGCGGCCCGAGGAGCUGGAGCGCCUGUCAGGCUGGGAGGAGGAGGAGGAGAGCUGGCUAUAUUCAUCACCAAAGAAAAAACUUACACCAAUGCAGAAAUCGGUUAGUCCUUUAGUUUGGUGCAGGCAAGUUUUGGAUUACCCAAGUCCUGAUGUUGAAUGUGCUAAAAAGUCUCUUAUCCACAAACUUGAUCAAACUAUGUCAGCUCUCAAGAGGCAGAAUUUGUAUAACAAUCCUUUCAGCUCCAUCAGUUACACCAGUCCUUACAGCCCAAACGCCAGUAGCCCGUAUAGUAGUGGUUUCAAUUCUCCGUCCUCAACCCCAGUGCGGCCUCCUAUUGUCAAACAGUUAAUACUUCCUGGAAAUUCAGGUAAUUUGAAAAGUUCAUCAGACAGAAAUCCUCCACUCAGUCCUCAGUCCUCUAUAGACAGUGAAUUAAGUGCUUCAGAAUUAGAUGAAGAUUCAAUUGGAUCCAAUUAUAAGCUAAAUGAUGUAACUGAUGUGCAAAUUCUAGCUCGGAUGCAGGAAGAAAGUCUCCGGCAAGAAUAUGCAGCCACAGCGUCUCGGCGCAGUUCUGGUUCAUCUUGCAAUUCUACCAGACGGGGUACUUUUAGUGAUCAGGAACUUGAUGCACAAAGUUUAGAUGAUGAAGAUGACAAUAUGCAUCAUGCAGUAUACCCUGCUGUUAACAGGUUUUCACCAUCACCACGCAAUUCACCUCGACCAUCACCUAAGCAGUCACCCCGAAAUUCACCUCGUUCUCGAUCUCCUGCUCGGGGAAUAGAAUAUAGUAGAGUGUCCCCACAGCCUAUGAUUAGCCGCUUACAGCAACCUCGCCUUUCACUUCAAGGCCAUCCAACAGAUUUACAGACAACCAAUGUUAAAAAUGAAGAAAAACUAAGACGCAGUCUUCCAAACCUGUCCCGAACAUCUAAUACACAAGUUGACUCAGUGAAAAGCAGCAGAAGUGACUCAAAUUUUCAAGUGCCAAAUGGAGGUAUACCUCGCAUGCAACCUCAGGCUUCAGCCAUACCUUCUCCAGGUAAAUUCCGCUCCCCUGCAGCACCAUCUCCUUUGGCUCUCCGGCAACCAGUAAAAGCAUUUAGUAACCAUGGCUCUGGUUCUCCUGGUAGCCAAGAAACAACACAACUCAUGCAAACCACUUCCUCACCUGGGCCUCCCAUGGUUCAGAACACAGUCCCAGCAAAUCCUCCCAGCAAUAUCAACAGCGCUGCUCUAACCAGACCUGCAGGGACAGCUGUGAUGAGAAGUGGCUUGCCCAGACCCAGUGCCCCUUCUGCUGGGGGCAUACCAGUGCCUCGCAGCAAACUUGCACAGCCUGUUCGCAGAUCCUUGCCAGCUCCUAAGACCUAUGGCAGCAUGAAAGAUGACAGUUGGAAAGAUGGCUGUUACUGACCAGCAAAGAAAGGAAUGCAGAAGUCCACAGCUUCAUGGAUGCCCCUUCACCAGGCUAAAAGACAACUUUUAUAUGCAGACUGUUCAGAUAAGACUCGGGAUUUAUAAAAUCCCAGCCCUCUCUGUCUUAAUUAGCACAAAUUGACAGAGAUGAUCAAACAGCACUUUAAUGACAUUUGACAUCAGAUGUGUUUGGUAAUCAUACAAUCACUCUCCAUGGAAUCACUUUUAGUUUUAUUUAAUAGCAACUGAAUUGAUUUUUUAAUAUUUGACAGAGGCCAAUAUCUGGGCAAAAAACUAAUGGAUGCCAAAGAGAAAUGCCCAUCUGUAAAUGAGAGCAUACCUUUGUGCACAAGGUGAAUUCUAGCUAUCCAAAACUUCACGUUCAACCUAAGUUACUGUAUACAUAGUAUCAAUAAAUAUUUGUGUUAAUGAGAACUAA